Messenger RNA from Carassius gibelio (silver crucian carp), 3670 nucleotides. Its product is annotated as alkaline phosphatase-like. Bases 199 to 1779 code for a protein of 526 amino acids. Gene Ontology annotation, molecular function: alkaline phosphatase activity. Gene Ontology annotation, biological process: dephosphorylation. The transcript has 12 exons. The record is from RefSeq and is a predicted model, not a curated record. Gene Ontology annotation, cellular component: plasma membrane. Lineage: Eukaryota; Metazoa; Chordata; Actinopteri; Cypriniformes; Cyprinidae.
CUCUCUCUCUCUCUACUGGACUGAUGCAUAGUAAAAGGUUAUAAAAGCUCGACUAGAGUACAGCACGUGAAACUUGAGUCCUGUGUUGCUGGAAUAGCAGAGGUGCACGGAUACACAUACAGCACGAGGAUCUUGGAGUCUUCCGAAAUCCUUGGAACACGAGUUAUUCUGCAAAACGGUGGCUUGAUAGAUGACAAAAUGAAGGUCGCUGCACUCUUUAUCCUCGGUUGCCUGGUUUGGGGAGGAAUGGCGAAGCCUGAAUUUCCAGAAUCAGAGAAGGACCCUGAUUUCUGGAAGGAAUGGGCUCAACGUACACUAAAAAAUGCUUUGACCCUCCAAGACCUCAACAAGAAUAUUGCCAAGAACAUAAUCCUUUUUCUUGGUGAUGGCAUGGGUGUACCCACGGUCACAGCAGCACGCAUUUUAAAAGGUCAAAUGAGUGGACACAGCGGUGAGGAAACACAACUAGAGAUGGACAAAUUUCCCUUCGUUGCCCUCUCUAAGACAUAUAACACCAAUGCUCAGGUACCAGACAGUGCAGGUACUGCCACAGCAUAUCUGUGCGGUGUCAAAGCCAACGAGGGCACAGUUGGAGUGAGCGCAGCAGCUGUAAGAUCCCAGUGCAACACCACUCGGGGGAACGAGGUCAGCUCCAUUCUAAAAUGGGCCAAAGAUGCAGGCAAAUCAGUGGGGAUCGUCACAACAACACGAGUGAACCAUGCCACUCCGAGUGCAGCAUAUGCCCACUGUGUAGACCGGGACUGGUAUUCAGACGGGGACAUGCCCACUGAAGCACUGCAGAGCGGAUGCAAAGACAUUGCCAGACAACUCUUUGAAAAUAUCCCCAACAUUGAUGUGAUUAUGGGGGGUGGGCGGAGAAGUAUGUACCCCAGAAACACACCAGAUGUGGAAUACCCUGGAGACAAGAAACACAACGGUACACGCAAAGAUGGCAGGAACCUUGUGGGGGUGUGGACUGACAGCAUGAAGGAUAAGAAAGGUUACUAUGUUUGGAACAGGAAGGAUCUUCUUGCCCUGAAUCCAAAUAAUGUGGAUUAUCUUUUGGGUCUGUUUGAGCCGGGAGACCUGCCCUAUGAGCUGGAGAGAAACAAAGAAACGGACCCUUCCCUGACUGAGAUGGUAGAUGUGGCCAUUAAGAUCCUCAAAAAAAAUGAACGUGGGUUCUACUUGCUGGUGGAAGGUGGGCGCAUUGAUCAUGGACACCAUGAGGGAAAAGCCAAGCAGGCCUUGCACGAGGCCGUGGAAAUGGACCGGGCCAUUACCCGAGCCGGUCUCCUCACCAGCAUUUAUGACACACUAACUGUUGUCACGGCUGAUCACUCUCAUGUCUUCAGCUUUGGAGGCUACACACAACGGGGAAACUCAAUCUUUGGUUUGGCCCCCAUGGUGAGUGAUAUUGACCAGAAGCCCUUCACAUCCAUUCUCUAUGGAAAUGGCCCAGGGUUCAAGUUGGUUAACGGCACUAGAGAAAAUGUCUCAACUGUGGACUACGCGCAAAACAACUAUCUGGCACAGUCUGCCGUUCCCUUGAGCAUGGAGACUCAUGGCGGUGAAGACGUGGCAAUCUUCUCCAAAGGGCCUAUGGCUCACCUUCUUCAUGGAGUCCAGGAGCAGCAUUACAUUCCCCACGUCAUGGCCUAUGCAGCUUGCAUCGGCCAAAACAAAGACCACUGCCGUGCAAACUCUGGUUCCCCUUCUCUCAGUCACAUCUCCCCAACACUUGCCUUUCUUCUCUCAGUUAAAUGGCUUCUGUGCUGACCCCUCUUCUUUGGAUCAUCUCUUAUCUUACUGUGAUUAGGUCAGGAACUAUCCUAAAGUGGAAUUUAUGAUUCUUUUUAUUUUAUUUUUAUAACAUGAUUAGUUUUUAAAGCAUUUAUCAACAUUGGGACCAAUGUGUGGGCAUUAUGGAGAGCUUGUUGCAUUAUUGAGACGUUGUUGCAAUAAUGUAAACAAAAUGUAAAAAGUGUGGUUAAUUAUUUUUGUUGCUGGUGUACUGAAUAGCAGAGACCAAAAAGAUAACGCUUUCUGUGUCACAAAGUAAACUUACAGAUUGACAGUCUGUCUGGAACAGAGAAUGCAAGUGGAACGAAUGCAAAUUAGAGGAUCAGAACUAAUUGUUGUAAAACAAGCUAACACUACACUAUUUUUGCUCCGAGAUUUUGUGAGUUCUGCUAAAUCACAUGAGCUGUUUCACUUAUCUCUUGUGAAGAUUUUAUCUGCCAUGUAUCCGUAAGAAGAUAUCUAUACUACUGUUCAAAAUUUUGGGUUCAGUAAGAUUUUUUAAGUCAUAAGAACUUUCAUUUAGCAAUGAUACAUUGCAUUUUUUAAAAGUGACAGCAAAGACAUUUAUAAUAUUACAAAAGGAUUCUACUUCUACUUGAGAUAAAUGCUGUUUUGUUUUUAUUUUAAUUUUUUUUUACUUAGCAGCACAACUGUUUUCGACAUUGAAAAAAAAAAAAAAUCCCUUGAGCCCCAGAUCAGCAUAAUAGAAUGAUUUCUGAAGAAUCAUGUGAAGAAACUGAAGACUGGAGUAAUGACACUGAAAAUUUUACUUUGCAUCACCAGAAAAAAAAAAAAACAUUUUACAUAUUAAAAAAGAAAAAGUAAUUUUAAAUUGGAUUAAUAUUAUGAUGUUUUUUUCAUCAAUGAAAUGCAGCUCUGGUGAGUAAUAAAGAAUUUUAAAAUCAUUAUAAAAAUGGUUACUGACCCCAAACUUUUUAAUGAUAGAUAUUAGAAGCAGAUGUUUUCAUGAGAAUUAAAAAAAUAAAAAGGAUGUGAUGUUGCUCUUGUUGGUAUGUUUAUAAGAUGUACAGAAUAAUUACAACAGCUUUUCAGAUUUUGUGUGCUUUAGGCAAUGAGUCUGACUUGUUUAGUGUGAGCACGGCCUUUUUUGUUACCUGGUUUUCCCCCAAAAUGACAGCAAAGCAAUAAUUAAAUGAUUAGAAAAAAAAAAAAAACAAGAAACCACAAUCUGUGCUUAUUAGAGAAUGAUGAUACAAAAAUAACUCUACUUGUAAGGAUAUAUGGAUUCAUUUGAAAUCGAAUACAACUUACCUCACUGGCAUGUGAUGCCUUACGUGCAUUACAUUCCCCUGUGAAGACCACUUCAAAAUUUCCAUUAAAGCAAGUCACAGAUUUAGAGCAACUAUUACUAUUUUAAUUGUUACUUUCCAGAAUGACUAUUUUCUUUUACUAUUCAAGCCAUGUUUUCAUAUCUUGUGUGAAAAGCAAAAAUGUGCAUUAAUAUUUGAAAUGGAAAUGCUGGAUUCAGCUUAUAUGGAUUUAUCUGAAACAGAACGGUAUGUGUACCUGUUUGAUCAUCAGAAUAAAUGUGGAGUUUUUGAAAUACUGUUUAUCUACCAUGUUUUCACAUCAUAUUAUGGAAUGCAGAAUCUGAAUGAUAGUUGUUCAAUCGUUGUUUGUUUAUAGCAGUCUUUGAGUCUCUCUAUGAAUGUAGGUAAUUCAUGAAUAAUGGCAAAAUAUGGAUUUAAAGUAAAUGUUUAUUUUAUUAGUUUAUUUUCCUUGGCUGUUCACUUGGACCCAAACACAAACAUGCCAUUAAAGCAGACAUUGCAAAAAAUGUUAAAAUAUACAAAGGUCUGAAGAUGGAGAAAAAAUGAUACAAUAAAGAAAAAUGUGUGGGGAGAAA